Alnus glutinosa is the source of this 624-nucleotide messenger RNA. RefSeq names its product maturase K-like. The record is from RefSeq and is a predicted model, not a curated record. The transcript has a single exon. Gene Ontology annotation, cellular component: chloroplast. Gene Ontology annotation, biological process: mRNA processing. The coding region runs from base 1 to 624 and encodes 207 amino acids. Lineage: Eukaryota; Viridiplantae; Streptophyta; Magnoliopsida; Fagales; Betulaceae.
AUGUCAAUACUUAGCUUGGUUCGGAGUAUGAUCGUGAACAAAGCUCGUAGAAACUCAACUUGGCUUGAUGGGCUGUUUAUAUAUAUAUAUGCACUUGCUCAUGAUCAUGGUUUAAAUAGAGUGAUUUUGUUGGAAAAUGUAGCUUAUGAUAAUAAAUCUAGUUUACUGAUUCUAAAAUGUUUAAUUACGCGAAUGUAUCAACAUAAUCAUUUGAUGAUUUCCGCUAAUGAUUCUAACCAAAAUAAAUUUUUGGGAUACAACAAGAAUUUGUAUUCUCAAAUUAUAUCAGAAGGAUUUGCAAUCAUUGCGGAAAUUCCAUUUUCUCUUCGAUUAAGAUCUUCUUUGGAAGGGGCACAAAUUGUAAGAUCUUACAAUUUACGAUCCAUUCAUUCAAUAUUUCCCUUUUUAGAUGACAAAUUCCCACAUUUAAAUUAUGUGGCAGAUGUACUAAUACCCUACCCCAUCCAUAUAGAAAUCUUGGUUCAAACCCUUCGCUACCGGGUGAAAGAUGCCUCAUCUUUACAUUUAUUGCAGUUCUUUCUUCAUGAGUAUUCUAAUGGUAAUAUUCUUAUUAUUCUAAAUAAAUCUAUUUCUAUUUUUUCAAUAUAUAUAUAUAUAAGUUAG